CUACAGAAGAUGAUCAGCCUAAUUAUUAUAUAAACUCAACCUCUACAUAUUCCAUAUAUAUGCAUACCACUUUCUCAGUUUUCUAAAUCAUAGUCCUACGCCAUUCAUUAUAACCAAAUCAAACAUUGUUGCAAUAUAUGGCUCCUACUCUUAUGCCUGUGCAAGAAAUCCUCCGGGGUGUUGUACCCAAAGGCUACAUUCAAACCAAGGAUGACUACCAAGUUGGUGAUACCCCUCCUGCUUUGAUGACGGAUCCGACAAUCGAUUUCUCACUCCUCUCUUCAUCAUCCCUUGAAGAGCUUGCAAAGCUACACUCUGCUCUCACUUCAUGGGGAUGCGCUCAGAUAGUGAAUCAUGGUAUGUCACUUGCAUUACUUGACGAGGUACGAGAAAUGAGCAAGCAGUUCUUCAAACUGCCUUUAGAGGAAAAGGAAAAAUACUCUUCAAAAGGUGAUGAUCUUGAAGGUUAUGGAAAUACUAAUGCAACUCAACAAGGAAGUCUCAACUGGAACGACAAGUUGCAUCUCCAAGUUUAUCCUGUGGAUAAACGGCAGCUUGAUUUUUGGCCACAAAAUCCACAUCAUUUUAGGACAACCUUAAACGAGUAUUUAGAGAAGAACAAGAUGAUAUUUAUGACUCUCAUUAAGUCCAUGGCACGUUCUUUAAAUUUAGAAGAGGAGCGUUUUUUUGAAAUUUGGGGAGAUGAAGAAAAAGAUUCAACAUAUGCAAGAUUCAAUUUUUAUCCUCGAUGCCCAAUGUCAGAUAAAGUUGUUGGGAUUAAACCUCAUGGGGAUGGAACUGUCCUCACUCUUCUUUUGCAAGACAAAGAAGUUGAAGGCCUUCAAGUCCUCAAAGAUAAUCAAUGGUUUCGAGUUCCUAUCAUCCCUGAAGCCCUCACCAUCCUUGUUGGUGAUCAAAUGGAGAUGACGAGCAAUGGUAUUUUUAAAAGUCCGACACAUAAGGCGGUGGUAAACCCACAAUAUGAUAGGAUCUCCUUAGUUAUGCUUUUUAUUCCAAGCUCGGACACAGAAAUUGGUCCACUAGAUGAACUAAUUACUAGUGAGAGUCCCCAACUAUAUAAGAGGCUCAAGAACUACGGCGAACAAGUUUACACACAAUCUAUUCCUUCAGGAAAAAGGCCUAUCGACAGCGUCAAAAUCAAUUACUAGACUUUUCUCCAAAUAUUAUGUGUUGAUAGAAAUACAGACGUCCGUAAUAUAAUGAUCUACUAUUACAUUAUUCAUGGAGGUUUUACUUAGUUGUGAAUCGGUAUGAAUAAGUCAGUUGCUUUUUUUAAUAUUAUGAUCUAUUAUUACAUCAUUCA
Molecule: messenger RNA, 1324 nt
Organism: Beta vulgaris subsp. vulgaris (sugar beet)
Lineage: Eukaryota; Viridiplantae; Streptophyta; Magnoliopsida; Caryophyllales; Amaranthaceae
Product: jasmonate-induced oxygenase 4
Source: RefSeq, a predicted model, not a curated record